AUGGUUUCUUCUUCCUUCGUCACUUUCGUGGCUCUAGCCACCAGCUGCCUCCUCAUCCUCCAUUCGCGCAGCGUCUCAGGCUGGUCGGACGGCGGCGCGACGUGGUACGGUCCCCGUGACGGCGCCGGCUCAGACGGUGGUGCGUGCGGGUACCAGGGUGACGUGGAGCAGCCUCCGUUCUCCGCCAUGAUCACGGCGGGCGGCUCCUCCAUCUUCAAUGGCGGCAAGGGCUGCGGGGCUUGCUAUCAGUGCCCCGGCGGGCCGUGCGAGGCCGAGGCUGCGCACUUUGACCUCAGCGGGAAGGCGUUCGGCGCCAUGGCCUUGCCCGGCCAGGCUGAAAACCUCCGCACCGUCGGCAACCUCAGAAUGCAGUACAACCGGGUUCCGUGUAAAUGGGGCGGGCUAGACAUUGCCUUCAAGGUAGACGCCGGCUCCAACCCCAGCUACCUUGCUGUGCUCAUCGAGGACGAGGCCGGCGACGGCGACCUGUCGGGCGUCGAGCUUCAGGAGAGCGGCGGCAGCUGGGCGCCGAUGCAGGAGUCGUGGGGCGCCACGUGGGAGUACAACUCGGGGUCCACCCUGCACGCGCCCAUAUCGAUCCGUCUCAUCUCCGGCUCCGGCAACAAGCUCGUCGCCACCAAUGUCAUCCCCUCCGGCUGGCAGGCCGGCAAGACCUACCGAUCCAUCGUAAACUUUCAGUUAUUAUUGAUCCGGUACUAG
Messenger RNA from Triticum aestivum (bread wheat), 720 nucleotides. RefSeq names its product putative expansin-B14. Bases 1 to 720 code for a protein of 239 amino acids. The record is from RefSeq and is a predicted model, not a curated record. The transcript is spliced from 4 exons. Gene Ontology annotation, cellular component: extracellular region. Lineage: Eukaryota; Viridiplantae; Streptophyta; Magnoliopsida; Poales; Poaceae.